Messenger RNA from Terrapene triunguis (Three-toed box turtle), 1026 nucleotides. RefSeq names its product E3 ubiquitin-protein ligase TRIM39-like. The record is from RefSeq and is a predicted model, not a curated record. Bases 1 to 1026 code for a protein of 341 amino acids. Lineage: Eukaryota; Metazoa; Chordata; Testudines; Emydidae. The transcript is spliced from 5 exons. Gene Ontology annotation, molecular function: protein binding.
AUGCCCCUGCAGGUGAAACUCCAGGGAGCUCUGGGCCCUCUGAGGAAGGAGCUGGAAGAGGCCCUGGCUCUGACGUCUAAAGAGAAGAAGAAAACCACCGAGUGGCAGGGGAACGUGAAGAAUAGGAGAGAGAUGAUUGCAGGUGAAUUUAACAAACUGCACACACUGCUGAGAGAGGAGGAGCAGCUGCUUCUCCAGAGACUGGAGGAGGAGGAGAGGGAGACUCUGCAGAGACUAAGGGGAAAUGUCACCAAACUCUCUCAGCAAAGCUCCUCUCUGCAGCAGCUGAUCACAGAGAUCGAGGAGAAGUGUCAGCAACCAGUUGUCGAGCUGCUAAAGGAUGUGACAAGCACAUUGAGCAGGAGUGAGAAUGUGAAACUCCAGGAACCAGAAGCUGUUUCUACUGCCCUGAAAAACACGUAUAAAAUUUCCCUUGACAUGAGGGAAGCGCUGCAGAGAUUCGGAGUGGACGUGACUCUGGAUCCAGACAUGGCUCAUCCCAGACUCGUCCUGUCUGAGGAUCGGAAACAUGUGAAACUCGGAGACACACGCCAGGAUCUGCCCAACAACUCGGAGAGAUUUGAUCCUUGUCCCUGUGUCCUGGGCACUAUGGGGUACACAGGUGGGAGGCAUUACUGGGAGAUGGAGGUGGGAGACAAGACAAGAUGGACUCUGGGGGUUUGUAGGGAAUCUGUGAGCAGGAAGGGGCAGGUCACACCCACACCUAUGAAUGGAUACUGGGCUGUGCGGCUGAGGUAUAGGGAAUACGAGGCCUGCACCUCCCCCUCGACCCCCUUCCCCGUGAGCGUCAGGCCCAGCCGGGUGGGGAUUUUCCUGGACUAUGAGGCGGGCGAGGUCUCAUUUUACAGUGUGACUGACAGGUCCCAUCUCUUCACUUUCACUGACACCUUCUCUGGGACGUUCCGCCCUUAUUUCUAUCCUGGUGUCUAUGAUGAGGAUGAAAACGCGUCUCCCCUGAUAAUAUGCCCAGUCGCAGCUCAGGCCGGAGGGAAUCUCGGUCCCUGA